ACAAAGAAGUUAAUCAAUUUGUGGUUAGGAUUAGAUAAUUUAAAAAGCCAAUAAUUAAUCUGAAAACAAAUGGAUUUGAAAUGUUUGAACACUAUAGACUGUAAUCAAGGAGCUGUUCGAGCAGUCAGAUUCAACGUGGACGGAUCGUACUGUCUCACGUGCAGCUCUGACAAAAAACUGAAGUUGUGGAAUCCCUACCGAAGCCUUUUACUUAAAACUUAUGGAGGUCAUGGAAACGAAGUACUAGACGCCUGUGGUUCAUGCGACAGUAGCCAGAUAGUGUCUUGUUCCUCAGAUAAAUCUGUUAUCGUGUGGGAUGUAACUACAGGACAACCUCUGCGAAGACUUAGGGGACAUGCCGCCACCGUCACUUGUGUUAGAUACAAUGAGGAGUCCACGGUGGUGGUGUCUGGCAGUUUAGACAAUACGGUGAUGUGUUGGGAUAUUAAAUCAAGGCAACAGACUCCGAUACAAACUCUAAAAGAUGCCAAAGACUGUGUAACCUCAGUUCAAGUGACGGACCAUGAAAUUUUAACGGGAUCAGUGGAUUGUUCCGUAAGGAGGUACGAUUUACGGAAUGGAAGUUGUGAAACGGAUUUCGUCGGAGCUGCGAUAACUUGUGUUAGUUUUUCGCACGACGGACAAUGUGUAUUGGUUAGUUCUGCGGAUAAUACAGUCAGAUUGUUUGACAAAACCUCAGGGGAAUUACUGGGAGAGUAUACGGGGCACAAAACAGAUGACGUUAAUAUUGAAAGUUCCAUAAUAACUAACGAUAAUUUUGUAUUGUCUGGAUCGGUUACUGGGGAUUUGUGGUGCUGGGACCUGGUUAACCCAGAGAAGGUUAAUAAAAUGUUGCAUACACCCGGAAAGGUGUUGAAUUCGCUUAGUGUUCACCCGAAAAAGGAUAUUUUGCUGACGUCUUGCGUGGGCACUGUAAAGUUAUGGGGGCAGCAUUCAGAUUCGGCGGAAGACGUAUCUGAAGAAACAUGAAAUGGAAAACUAUCGCUCUGUCUGUGAUGUGUUGUAUUUUAUUAUUAAAAAUAAAUUUUCGUCACGUUC
Anoplophora glabripennis (Asian longhorned beetle) is the source of this 1059-nucleotide messenger RNA. RefSeq names its product WD repeat domain-containing protein 83-like. Gene Ontology annotation, biological process: mRNA splicing, via spliceosome. Gene Ontology annotation, molecular function: protein binding. Gene Ontology annotation, cellular component: catalytic step 2 spliceosome. The record is from RefSeq and is a predicted model, not a curated record. The transcript has 4 exons. NCBI's taxonomy places the organism in Eukaryota, Metazoa, Arthropoda, Insecta, Coleoptera, Cerambycidae. Bases 70 to 990 code for a protein of 306 amino acids.